Serinus canaria (Common canary) is the source of this 1067-nucleotide messenger RNA. It is a transcript of the gene RTRAF, whose product is annotated as RNA transcription, translation and transport factor. Gene Ontology annotation, molecular function: RNA binding. The record is from RefSeq and is a predicted model, not a curated record. Gene Ontology annotation, cellular component: tRNA-splicing ligase complex. Bases 169 to 903 code for a protein of 244 amino acids. Lineage: Eukaryota; Metazoa; Chordata; Aves; Passeriformes; Fringillidae. The transcript is spliced from 8 exons. Gene Ontology annotation, biological process: tRNA splicing, via endonucleolytic cleavage and ligation.
GAACGCCGCGCAGGGGGCGGGCGUUUUCACUCGUUCCGGUCCGUGCGGUGCUGUCGGCGCGGCCUGAGAGGGGGAGGUGGCUCUGGGAUCGGGAUCCGGGUCGGGAUCGGGGCCGGCACCGGGAUCGGGAUCCGGGUCGGGAUCAGGGCCGGCUCCCGAACCGGGACCAUGUUCCGCCGCAAGCUCUCGGCGCUCGACUACCACAACCCCGCCGGCUUCAACUGCAGGGAUGAAACAGAGUUCAGGAAUUUCAUUGUCUGGCUGGAGGACCAGAAAAUCAGACACUACAAGAUCGAGGACCGAGGCAAUCUGAGGAACAUCCACAGUGAGGACUGGCCCAAAUCCUUUGAGAAGUACAUGAAAGAUGUGAACUGUCCCUUCAAAAUACAGGAACGACAGGAAACUGUGGAUUGGCUGCUUGGCUUGGCUGUGAGGCUGGAGUAUGGAGAUAAUGCUGAUAAAUACAAGGAUUCCACCCCUGAUGGUGCUAAAAAUGCAGACAACACAGCAAAAAAUGCAGAGCCACUGAUUAACCUGGAUGUGAAUAAUCCUGAUUUCAAGGCUGGAGUGAUGGCUUUGGCUAAUCUGCUUCAGAUCCAGAGACAUGAUGAUUACUUGGUGAUGCUCAAGGCCAUUCGGAUUCUGGUUCAGGAGCGCCUGACACAGGAUGCCAUAGCCAAAGCCAGCCAGUCCAAAGAGGGUCUGCCUGUUGCUCUGGAAAAGCACAUUCUUGGAUUUGACACGGGAGAUGCUGUCAUCAACGAGGCUGCCCAGAUCCUGCGCCUGCUGCACAUCGAGGAGCUGCGCGAGCUGCAGACCAAGAUCAACGAGGCCAUCGUGGCUGUGCAGGCCAUCAUUGCUGACCCCAAGACUGACCACAGACUGGGCAAAGUGGGCAGGUGAAGGGGGGGAAAAGCUUCCAGUGCAAUUAGGAACAGCUCCACUCUGGCAUGCUGUUUGAAACGGGAUUCAUUUGCCUGUUUGGGAAAGAAAACAGGGAAUGGAAUUCUGACUUCUGAUGAAUUAUCAGAUUUUUCUUGAAAUAAAUGAAAUUGAGGGGAAAUUGA